Messenger RNA from Tilletiaria anomala UBC 951, 1014 nucleotides. RefSeq lists its product as uncharacterized. Gene Ontology annotation, molecular function: structural constituent of ribosome. The record is from RefSeq and is a predicted model, not a curated record. Gene Ontology annotation, cellular component: ribosome; mitochondrial large ribosomal subunit. The transcript has 2 exons. NCBI's taxonomy places the organism in Eukaryota, Fungi, Basidiomycota, Exobasidiomycetes, Georgefischeriales, Tilletiariaceae. Gene Ontology annotation, biological process: translation. Bases 83 to 922 code for a protein of 279 amino acids.
UGGAGAGGCAGAAGCAGGACUGCACCUGUCGGACUCACAAUAAAACAGCGCUUCUCAUACCGGACACCCGCGAUACCCCGAAAUGCGAGGCUCCAACUUCUCCCGCCAGCUCGUCCGGCUCAUCGCCGAUUCCGCAUCUGCUUCGUCCUCGAGGCUCCUCAACGGUGCGCCGACACGGGUCACUCAGCGGCUCAGCUCACCCCUGAGCAUAGCACCACGCAAGGAAAGCCCCUCUCACCCGUGCGUACACUGCUUUCAGCAGCGGCGAUCACUGUAUUUCACCUCGAGUGCUCGAGCUGCAGCUCCUUCUGCAGAAGGCGAAACCCCCGAUAUAUCCCAAGCGGCCCACAUUCCUGCCUAUCCAUUUGCAACCCGCGUCAUUACCCGUGCGACGCCCCAAGUAGGGGAGGCCUCUCGACCUCAUGUUCUUAAGCGGCACUCUGCACGGCGCUCUAUCCUGCCGCUCGUCCAGAACGACCUCAAAGGACAGUAUGAUCCGACGUCGCGCAUGACUGCAUUCUUUGCACGCAACUCUACCGAGCGGAUACCGCCUGGCUCCGUCAUCACGGUCGAGACCUGGACAUCGGCUACGACCAAGAACUCCUUUUCCUCCUUCUCGGGCGUUCUGCUCGCUAUCAAGCGCCGCGGCACGGCCACGUCUUUUCUCGUACGCAACAUUGUCAACAAGCUCGGGGUUGAGGUGCGAUUCAGCUUGUACAGCCCGCUGCUCAAGGACAUCAAAGUCGUCCAGCGGGCCAAUGGGAAGAAACGCAACGAGCCGGGCAAACUUCGGCGCGCUCGUCGCGCUAAGCUCUACUAUCUGCGUGGCGAUGAACGCAAGCUCACGAAUAUCACGAGUGUCAUCAAGCGCCAGAAGGCAGAGGUUGCAGAUGCCACAAGAGGCGUCAUUCGCAAACGUUGAGGGAAGGACUGAGGGAAACUUUGUAUGAAAGCUGGCUUGCCUUGGUCGACCCUGGCAUGUCGGAAGAAUCAAUAUUGCCGCUUCGUUGCCAU